Daldinia childiae is the source of this 333-nucleotide messenger RNA. RefSeq lists its product as uncharacterized. Bases 1 to 333 code for a protein of 110 amino acids. Lineage: Eukaryota; Fungi; Ascomycota; Sordariomycetes; Xylariales; Hypoxylaceae. The transcript is spliced from 2 exons. The record is from RefSeq and is a predicted model, not a curated record. Gene Ontology annotation, cellular component: ubiquitin ligase complex.
AUGGGUCUUGCGUACAACACGUAUCUUGAUAGUAACAAAAUAUAUGGGUGCAAGAACUGCAAAGCCCACCUCGCUAAUCAUGAAGAGAUUAUAAGUCGGAACUUCCGCGGCCAGCACGGCAAAGCCUACCUCUUCAACACGGUCGUCAACGUGGACGCAGGCGAGCCGUCGGAGCGCAGCAUGACGACUGGCCGGCAUAUUGUGCGGGACAUCACGUGCAAGCAGUGCAAGGAGACGGUGGGCUGGAAAUAUGACCGCGCCUACGAGUCGAGCGAGAAGUACAAGGAGGGCAAGUUUAUCCUUGAGGCCGAGCUGCUGUGUAACGUUAGCUGA